Messenger RNA from Rhodofomes roseus, 1112 nucleotides. RefSeq lists its product as uncharacterized. The transcript has 2 exons. NCBI's taxonomy places the organism in Eukaryota, Fungi, Basidiomycota, Agaricomycetes, Polyporales, Fomitopsidaceae. The coding region runs from base 307 to 1101 and encodes 264 amino acids. The record is from RefSeq and is a predicted model, not a curated record.
GUCAGUGGUAUGUGCAUAUUCUAAUGGCUUACCUUUGACCAUCCGCAUAAGCUGGCCAUGGCCACACCUGAUUAGCACGGGGCACCGCAGCUGGCACCACUAGUAGCUUGCAAUCACGCUUUGCCUUACUUGGCUCCGUCUCUUUGUCCCUUGUGGCCAACCCCUGGCCGCUCGCUUUCCCAAAUGCGUACAAUGUAUGCAUAGACGGCCAUAAAUACGGCCAGUAUAUUUUCCUCUCACGACGGAUGCACCGCGGAUCGCCCUCUCGCCAUCCAGUGGCCCUGUUUUUAGCAAGAUCACGCUGUCAUGUCUUUCUCAGCGCAGCCCGAGGUCGGCAGUAGCGUCCAGGUCUACUUCAAGCCGAACGUGUCGUACACACUCUCGUCAUCCUCUGGCGCUCACCUCAACUGCGCCGUCCGGAACCUCAUCGAGGUCCGAGAAGCGGGUGCGAACGCAGACGAAUCCCACCCUCUUCACGGCCAGAGGAUGGUCCAGGUCAUCUAUCACGCUCAACUAUAUUCAACAUCAGCGGUCGACCAAAAUGCCGACGAGAAGCCAAUCGACGUGGCCCUCAAGUGGGCCACAGGCAUGCGAUACGUUGACCUACUCCUCAAGGAAGCGCGCUUCUACGAAGAUCAGCUCAAGAGCCUGCAAGGCAUUGCCGUGCCCGAGUUCUACGGGUUCUAUGUCGGCAGGGUCGACGAUAUCGACAUCGGGUGCUUGCUCAUCGAGUGGUGUGACGGCGAGCCUCACCUCGAUCUCUGGGAGCGCAACAGGCAGAAAUUGCUAGCCGCAGCGCGAAUCCACAGGGUGCGCGUGUGCCACGGUCGCCUCUCGGACGAUGAGCACUUCGUCGUGAGCUCGAAGGAUAAUACCAUGCGUAUUGUCAACUUCUCACACGCAAGCCUCCAUCACUGCCCCGGCGGGACGCCGCUGAUGCUCAAUCCUGAUGACUCCGAGGACACCCCAGAGAAGUGCAGCUUCUGCCCGGAACUGGCUUUGCUCGAGGAGACGUAUGGCCCAGACACAGGUCAGGACGGGUAUCGGCUUCGACAAGCGAAUGGACUGUAUCAUAGCAGCUGGUUCGAUCCGUGGAUGUAGUCAUCCUCUCC